AUGUGUGUGAUGCAAUAUGGACCUAUACACACUUCCCAUCUGAUGUCGGGCUACAGGAACUUCAUUGAUUCUCUCCACCAUUUUAGAAUUAGAGGCGAUGAAACUUUCCUGUGUGGGUUCCCUAAUAGAACCUAUGAUCAUUUGCUGAUGGAAUGCCCGCUUGCGAACCAGGAAAGAGAAAAACUCAAACUCGAAGUGGGAGCGGCAGGUGCAGAAUGGCCGUGCGACGUAGACUUCAUGACAAAACCGAGGUCGUAUUCUAGGCCGCUAAGUGUAUUUGCUCACAACACAUUUGGACCCUCUGAUGAAGGGUUACCUCGUAAGACGCUAUUGGUGAUAUAA
This is a messenger RNA of Macrosiphum euphorbiae (potato aphid), 342 nucleotides long. Lineage: Eukaryota; Metazoa; Arthropoda; Insecta; Hemiptera; Aphididae. The record is from the annotation of a GenBank genome assembly.